Melanotaenia boesemani (Boeseman's rainbowfish) is the source of this 555-nucleotide messenger RNA. Its product is annotated as RNA-binding protein 4.1-like. Gene Ontology annotation, cellular component: cytosol. The record is from RefSeq and is a predicted model, not a curated record. Bases 117 to 554 code for a protein of 145 amino acids. Gene Ontology annotation, molecular function: mRNA binding. Lineage: Eukaryota; Metazoa; Chordata; Actinopteri; Atheriniformes; Melanotaeniidae. The transcript is spliced from 2 exons.
GCUAAUGUAAGAAAACAAGGGAAGAAGAAAAAGAAACGACUGAAUCUACGCCAUUUCGCUUUCCAUUCAUUGGAAUUGGAUCCUAUGUUAUUUUAUAGGAAAUCCUGAACUUCAUCAUGGUGAAAAUUUUUAUUGGCAACCUUGCCUGCGACACGACCGCAGAGGAGCUGCGGGAACUCUUCGAGAAGUACGGCAAAGUCACAGAAUGUGACGUUGUCAAAAACUACGGGUUUGUACACAUGAGCGACGUAUCUGAAGCCGAGGAGGCCAUAAAAAACCUCAACCAGCAGCAGCUGAACGGAUGGCGCAUGAACGUGGAGAUGAGCAAAGGCAGGCCCAAGUCCACUACCAAACUCCACGUCAGCAACCUCGGUGAGGGGGUCACUAGCGAGGUUCUGCGGGCCAAGUUUGAAGAGUUUGGCGCAGUGGUGGAGUGUGACAUAGUUAAGGACUACGCCUUUGUCCACAUGGAGAGAAUGGAAGACGCCAUGGAUGCCAUCAAUAAGUUGGACAACACCGCCUUCAAAGGUGAACUCUUGGGCAGGGGAAGCUAAU